UCCGAAGGAACUCUAGAAUCAUCGGGCUCAGCGAGAGCGUCAUGUUUGGAGCAGCAACGAAAUUUGCCAAGGGCGGGUACCACCAAGGUGCAUUGACAAAAAAUGACGUAGUUGCACUCCAAAAGGUCUUUUAUGCGAGCUCAUUCCUCCAGACGAGUACGCUUGCGCUCGCUAAGCUGUCUCUUCUUGUUUUGCUCCAUCGGGUAUUUGAAAUUAUGCGGGGAUUUCAAAUUACUUGCUGGGUGCUGGGAGUCAUUGUAUCCUUUUGGUGGACUGCCACAUUCUUUGCGGGAGCCUUUAUCUGCUAUCCGGCCUCUCACAUUUGGCAGCCCAAUGAGUCUGGUACCUGCGGAAACCAAGUACUAUUGGAUCUUAUUAGUCCAAUCCCUUGGGUACUCACAGAUUUUAUCAUCCUCAUCGCCCCUAUCCCCGUUAUACGUAAGCUUCAAUUGCCAAAAGAGCAGCGAAUUCGUGUGUUUGCUGCAUUUUUGAUUGGAGCAAUAACCUGUAUUGUUUCGGUGAUUCGCUACCGGACUCUAUUUUAUCCCCUGGAUGACUUUUCUUGGGGGAUUAUACCUGCGGCUGACUGGAAUCUCAUUGAGAUACAUGUCACAAUUAUGUGUCCGGCCCUGCUCACUUCUAGGCCAGUUGUGGCUUGGUUGAUUUCCAAUCUACGCCCGAGGUGGGUUUCUUUAGCGAGUUUGACUUGGACGAGACUCCCACGAUCGAGAGCAACUGGAGAAACUAGUAACUUAUCAGCAACAAAAGGCGCAUCUACUUCUAAUCAGAACAAGGUCUCUGGGAGUUCGGCUGAACUUAGAGAGGUCGUAAAUAAACCCCAUCCCAGUGAUAGCAGUUUGGUGGCAGCAUAUGAUAUACCUGAAGGGCAUGAAUGGGUCUGAGAAUAAGCCCGAAUGUAAACAACGACCCAAAAAACGAAAGGAGUAGCCAAU
Lindgomyces ingoldianus is the source of this 953-nucleotide messenger RNA. RefSeq lists its product as uncharacterized. The coding region runs from base 42 to 902 and encodes 286 amino acids. The transcript has 6 exons. Lineage: Eukaryota; Fungi; Ascomycota; Dothideomycetes; Pleosporales; Lindgomycetaceae. The record is from RefSeq and is a predicted model, not a curated record.